CACUAGUAUACAUAAUGGCAAGGAACGUUUCUUGAAGCACUCUCAUCUCACCCAUGGACGAGCAAGUAACCAUCAGAGCACUCAUGAACGACCAUCCCAACGUACUCAGGCCAGCUGGUUAUACUUCAUUAUACGAAAAACCACUACCAAUGCCACCAAUUCAUAAUCAUGCCCCAUCAAGUUCAACUAGUUGGAUACACUCAGAGAUGGGACCUGACCAUCCAUCAACCGCCUUACCGCCUUCCAGCUCACUUUCUCCCAAUCACCACCCCGGAUCCCGCUCACGCUCCCCGACGCCAUCUGUACCUGGUGAAUCUGGGACCUGUUCCCAACAUUACGGUACUCAGAAUUUAACCAAUAUGAGACUUGCUGCGGAUACUUCAAGUCUAGACGAGUCUCCAUCUGCUGGCAUUCCCCUCGUACCAGACCAUUCAUUUCUACAAACACCUCUUGUGCGGUCGGUCUCCGAGGGCGAAUCUUCUUUUCGGUUAGAUUCAUCUCCAACACAUUCAUUUGCACGACCCCCCAAGGUGCCACCGCUCCCAGAUCCUUCUCAGUUCCCAGACCCAUAUCCCCAACGUUCCCAAUAUUCUCGCAUGUCUGAUAGGCUCUCUUCCACCCUGCCGGCUCUCUCUUCCGAAGGUUCCUCUUCCGCAUCCACACGUUCGUCUGCAUACACUAGCUCCGGAAGUGCACUAACAUCGAGUGACUAUGGCCAUGUUCACGUUGCUACAGGAGAGGACGACGAGAUUGGUGUCGCAGUGGGAAUUUCGUCUGAUGACGUGGACCAGAUCUUGCAGACCAAGACCGUUACUCCUUCGUCUGCAGGAAGGACUCCAAUAGACCAAACCAGGUGGUCAGAAUACUCAGCGAGUAUUCGAUCCAGGUCAUCUUCCAUCGGGCAAAAUAACAAUAACACUAACAGCAUGCAUGAAAGCGGCAUGCCACGUCUUCGAGAAAACCCUAGCUUCGACAUGGGUUGGCAAACAGUAGAUGAGAGAGAUGAAGUUGGUUUGACAAGUGACGAAGAAACUGACGACCUCGGUGAGGAAGAUGACGAGAUUGACGACAAGGAGGAGGAAAGGACAUCUGCGGUAGUGGUAGCGGAAGAAGGCCGCGGCCUCAUUGUUACAGGCGAAGGCAUCCCAGUUGUCCAGCUACGUGUUGAGCCAGGAACUACGCAUCUACUACUGGGAUCGUCUAGCACACCCGGUACGGUACCGACUUUCCUGCUGGGCGUCCUACCGCAAAUAUGCAAUACCCUACUCGCGCUCGACAUUUCCGCCAACUUCUUGAAUGCGGUUCCUAUUGCCCUUGCUUCAUGUGAGAACCUGGAAGAGCUCAAUGUCGCUUCCAAUCCUCUUCGAGUCUUGCCCGCGUUCUUGACUAAUCUCACGUCCUUGCGUGUGCUCAUCGCGGAUUCUACUGGUAUUGGUAGCCUUCCCGAUUCAUUAUGCGUGCUCGAUAAGCUUCACACCCUUAGCGUUCGGAGGAACAAAAUGCAUUCCCUACCCAGCUGGCUGUGCCUCUUGCCUUCAUUGCAGGAGCUUUAUCUUGAUGGCAACCCGUUUCAGGGACCUUGGCAAGCUUUGGUCGAGCCUCUGCUCGCUAAAACUUCGGUACCACCACUUUAUCCCCCCUCGGCAUCCAUUAUCCCCCCUUCUCCCGCCAGCCUCGUUGAUUUGUCUAUGGGGCCAGAGACAGACACGGAGUCGGAGCCUACUAGUGCGGGUCCGGAGGGGCCAUCAGUCUCUCAAUUUGAUGACGACACUAUUACGCCAGCCCGUGCUCCAUUUCUCGGUCGUUCCGUAACCUCUCCUUCAACGCUACCCCUCCCCAAGGCUGCUCCGCGGGGUUUAAUACGCACCAAGACUGCUCCAAAUGGAUCAUUUUUCAGUUCAAAAUCGCGCCCCAGAACUGAGGUGGCUGAUGGACUCGGGAUGUCGAAGCGCGUGGAAGACUCGGGUUACUACACAGAUCACGAUCUGCGGAGAAUGAAGAGCGCGGGGGAACUACGUUCAUCUUUCGAUCAACGUGAUUCUCAAAUUUCUCCGCAGGACUCACCCAUCGUCACCCCUGCCCUCCCAGCGCUCCCGAAUUAUUCGACCUCAGCGUCCAGCUUGAAUUUGCUUACCGUGGUGGGUGCCUCACCGGAAUCCGAUCGCCUGAGUGUACCCAAACGAUACGCCAGUCUUGGCGUUUCUUCGUCAUCUUCUACCGUCACGCGUAAUCCGCGGCCAUCCUUACCUCAGGCACUGUUCGAUCCGCCUUCAGGCACUCUAGAGCCCACAGCUCCCGAGUCCUCACGUAUAUCUGCCGUCGAAACUAUCUCACCGGCAACUUCUCCGCGUCGAAAGCUGGCACGUGAUCCGCCUCGAUCUUCACCAGGUUAUGGGGAGAGGAAUAGCCUUGCAAGGCAGUCCCAAUCUCACUCCAAGGACAGAGAAAAGAGCGGGCGAUGGGGUUUCUUGAAGAAAAUGUCGAUGGGGAAGAUGCGACCUGGACCCGACUCUCCUGCUUCUCCAUAUCGUCCGACCACUACGCACAACCGCACGUCUCAGCCCGAGUCGGGGAUUGUAUCUGCCUCAAAUCCUACGACGCCGCACUCAAGCACGUCGCCUCAGAUUGACCUUCGCUUCUCUACUACGGAAAUUUUUGGGCCAUUCACGGGUGGUGCCCCUCCUGUCACUUUUUCCCCACCAGAGCUAGAGAAUGAGACUGAGAAUGAGACUCCAACCUCCGAAAAGGCUUCCCCUAUUCCGCCGCCUGCUAUUCCUGGCAGUUUCCUUAUUCCAUCAUCUUCUCCUGUUCCGCGGUCAUCCAGAAGAAGGAGUUUCUUACCGGUCGAUGAUACAGUGACUAUUCCUUCAUCGUCACCUGUACCCUUUCUGGAACGUCUAUCAGGCGGAAAUGACGCGGAUGAGCCCGGGUCCAAUAUCUCGUCAGGUCCAGUUCCGGAUUCAGAUAGCGUCGACUUUGCUACUCGAAGAGAGGAGGAAAGAACCCGAGAGGCAUACACACGGGCUUUACGCUCUGUUAUGGCGUACUUGAAGGAUAUGAAUGAUCUCGGCCUGUCUCAGGGUGGUAAUACCGUCAGCGUGUAUUCCGGAGGGGAAGAGAAUUUGUCGAGCGGAAUGCGCUCGCGUAGGCCGACGAUCAUUGAGAGGACAAAUUUCGAUACGUCCGCAAUGUCGACGAUUUCUCGAGCAGGAUCCAUGUCUGCGCAGCUACGGUCUCCUGAUACUAUGUCCGGUUUGCGCAGUGGGACGGCUUCACAGACGGUCAGCGUUGCUGCCUCGGACUGUUCUCAAGAUGAGCGAAAGUACAAGGACGAUAAGAGCAGGCGUGCACUUGUGGUUCGAGAGAUUGUCGAGACGGAGAAGACGUACGUGAAAGGCCUCCAAGAACUUGUCGACAUAUACAUCAAGCCUAGUGCUGCUCCUGUCAACCUGAUCAGUGGUGUUGGUUCUAGCAAGGAAACGACCAUCCCCUCAGCAGAGAGGAAGAUCGUUUUCAGUGGCAUUGAAGCACUCUUUUCGUUCCACAAGGAAAGCUUCCUUCCGUCGCUGGAAAAAGCAGCGGCUCCGCUGCUACAAAAGCCUCCUGGAAUUGAAGAGUUUGAUCCUGACGGUCAGUUGUCCGUGGAGGUAGCGACAGCUGUGGCUGGAUGUUUCUUGAGAUAUGCUGCUUUCAUGAGGAUGUACUCGACAUAUAUCAACAACUUUGACAAUUCUGUCCAGCGCAUCAGAUUUUGGUCGACAGAUAGGCCUGUCGCAGGAAACAUCAGCCCAGGCUCUACCAUAACACCCUCCUCCAGCACUGCUCAACUUGUUGGGCUUGGUCUUGCUAUCUCCUCUCCUUCAGAGAAAGUCGUGGUGCCUGAUCCAUCUUCUCCGAGUCAUACAGCACAUUUAACGUCUGGACAACGGAAACGAAUAAAGCACUUUUUGAAACGUUGCCGCUUGAAUCCUCGCCAUUCACAACUUAAUAUGGAAGGCUAUUUGCUUUUACCAGUCCAACGAAUACCACGGUACCGCCUGCUAUUGGAAGAGCUUUUGCGGAGCACUCCACCAUCGUAUACCUUUUUAGAUGACUCGCUGGACCGAGCUCUGGCAGAAAUAUCUUCGUUGGCAAAUAACAUGAAUGAAGGCAAACGAGAGUCUGAAUCCCGACGAAAACUCGUUCAAUGGCAGUCAAGAAUACGAGGCAAAUUCCCCAGCCCUCUGGUGCAACCACAUCGACGGCUUAUUAUGGAUGGACCCCUACUGCUCACUAGGGUGGUGCGAAAGACGGUCGUUUCUUUUGAGACGUUCAAUGCUCAGGGGGACGCCUCUGCUGUUCAAGUUGAUUGCCUAGCGCCAGAGCUGAACCCCCGGCCACUCAUUGGAAUACUGUGUAACGACCUUCUUGUUCUCUGCAGGGAUCCUAGCGACGGGAAGGAUCCGAUGUCUGCGGUUGACCUGUGGGCGGUGCUGCGGAUGCAGACUUUACCCCAGCCGGCAAGCAUCGUCCAUGGAACUGUUUUGCGCCUGGUUGACAACAAGGCUAUCCUCUAUUUCGAUGCUCCAUCACCUUCUGACGCUUUGAACUGGUUUAGAGCCAUUAACCUGCAUAUACCUUCUGCAAAAGCAUAGACGCUUAAGAUUACCAUCGCGCCUAAAACCUAGUGCCCAACCUCUGUGCAUUCAUUUCUAGCUCGCUGGAUGGGCACUCUGAUACGUAUAUAUACUGUCAUUAAGUUUCCUGCAUGUUGCAUUCGGUUUCCGUCCUCAACAUUAUCUUCCCACUGUAUUUCACUCAUUACGCUUUUAACUCUCGUAUGGCCAGGUAGAAUACAUGAAAUCAUUAUAAGUCCCGAAACCUCAUUCCGCCGCGAUGCAAUGGAGCGUUUCAAAUUUCA
Molecule: messenger RNA, 4900 nt
Organism: Suillus fuscotomentosus
Lineage: Eukaryota; Fungi; Basidiomycota; Agaricomycetes; Boletales; Suillaceae
Exons: 10
Coding region: 54-4634 (1526 amino acids)
Biological process (GO): intracellular signal transduction
Molecular function (GO): guanyl-nucleotide exchange factor activity
Source: RefSeq, a predicted model, not a curated record